CAGCGCUAAAAAGUGACAUUUGCAGGCACUGUUUUCAUCUGGCGUAGAAGAAAACGGCCCCGAAUAAAAUUGGAAUUUAAGCUCAUUCUCCACCUGCUCGAGUUGGUCCAGUGCGCCGGUACAAUAUGGCCGCGAUAGUGCUAACCCGCAACAUGCAGUUGGCCAAACACCAUGGCAGUGGUGUGGUUGGCGUUUUGUGCCUGCGAGGAUACUCUGCCGCCGCCGCUCCUCCCGAGGAUGGCCCCCGCCCACUGAAGACUACCAAUCCGGCAGCGAUGAAGCGCGGAACUGGAGGACGUAGCAGUUUCAACGGAAUCGUGGCUACCGUCUUUGGUGCCACUGGAUUCGUGGGACGCUAUGUGUGCAACAAACUGGGCAAGUCCGGCACCCAGAUGAUUCUGCCAUACCGCGGCGACGAUUCGGACGUCAUCCGCCUAAAGGUCACCGGUGACCUGGGCCAGGUUCUGUUUCACUUCUACAACUUGGAGGAUGUCUCCUCUAUCCGCGAGGCUGUGAAGCACUCGAAUGUGGUCAUCAACUUGGUGGGUCGCGACUUCGAGACCAAGAACUUCAAGUUCAGGGAUGUGCAUGUUAACGGAGCUGAGAGGAUCGCCAGAAUUUCCCGCGAAGCUGGAGUAGAUCGUUUCAUCCACCUGUCUUCUCUCAAUGUGGAAGCCAAUCCCAAGGAUCUGUACGUUAAGGGCGGCAGCGAAUGGCUGAAGAGCAAGUACGAGGGUGAGCUGCGUGUUCGUGAUGCUUUCCCCAAUGCCACCAUCAUUCGCCCAGCCGAUAUCUACGGCUCUGAGGAUCGGUUCUUGCGCUACUACUUUGAUUUUGAAAUUGUAUUUAAUAAGAGUUUCCUAUGCGGAUCCCUGGCCUGUUUUUCGUACUCCCCUCCAAGCCCCUAUUUUUUAGAGCAUUUUUGA
This is a messenger RNA of Drosophila bipectinata, 926 nucleotides long. RefSeq names its product NADH dehydrogenase [ubiquinone] 1 alpha subcomplex subunit 9, mitochondrial-like. Gene Ontology annotation, cellular component: mitochondrion. Lineage: Eukaryota; Metazoa; Arthropoda; Insecta; Diptera; Drosophilidae. Gene Ontology annotation, molecular function: protein-containing complex binding. The record is from RefSeq and is a predicted model, not a curated record.